UAAAAUGUUUGACUUCCAUCCAUCAGCUCAAACCAUCCCCUCAAUCCUCGCAGGACUGUGAGCCACCUGCGCGUCGGUUCCCAGCACCUCUGACGUCCAGUUCUUCUCUUGACGAGGCAACCUGUUACUCAAGGAAACAGAGAAGGCGAGAUAUUACAGCAAAACAAAACGGCCUUUUUUUCUCCGUGGGAUUAAAAGCGAGAGGGAAACGCAACUUCAUUUAAAGUAAAUAUAAAAAGAAGGAAAGGAAAAGUGUUACCUGACAGAAGGUCAGGAAUCAUGGCAGCGCUUGCCGGAGGUUUACCCAGAAUGAUGAGGCCAACUCCUCACCAGAGCUAUCCGCGGGGAGGAUACUCUCUGGAAGUGUCCACUCCGUUAGGACAGGGUCGGGUCAACCAGCUGGGUGGUGUCUUCAUAAACGGCAGACCUCUACCCAACCACAUCCGCCACAAAAUCGUGGAGAUGGCCCAUCACGGUAUCCGGCCGUGUGUCAUCUCCCGUCAGCUGCGGGUGUCCCACGGCUGCGUGUCCAAAAUCCUCUGCCGGUACCAGGAGACAGGCUCCAUCAGGCCGGGGGCCAUCGGAGGCAGCAAGCCAAAGCAAACUGCUUCUCCAGAGGUGGACAAGAAAAUCGAAGAGUACAAGAGAGAAAACCCUGGCAUGUUCAGCUGGGAAAUCAGGGACAAAUUGCUGAAAGAUGGGAUCUGCGACAGGAACAACGUUCCCUCAGUGAGCGCAAUCAGUCGCAUCAUGCGCUCUAAAUUCGGCGGAGUUGGUGAUGAUGAAGAAGAGGAUGAUGAAGAAGUGAAGAGGGAGAUGGAGGAAAGCGAGCCACGGACAAAACACAGCAUCGACGGCAUCCUGGGAGACAGAUCCAGUCACUCGGACGAGGCCUCUGACGUGGACUCGGAGCCAGGCCUGCCUCUGAAGAGGAAGCAGCGCCGCAGUCGGACCACCUUCACAGCGGAGCAGCUGGAAGAGCUGGAGAGGGCCUUUGAACGCACACACUACCCAGACAUCUACACACGGGAGGAGCUGGCUCAGCGGGCCAAACUGACGGAGGCUCGAGUUCAGGUGUGGUUCAGCAACAGAAGAGCCCGGUGGAGGAAGCAAGCAGGAGCCAGUCAACUGAUGGCAUUUAACCACCUCAUACCCGGUGGUUUCCCUCCGUCGGCUAUGUCAGGCCUGCAGCCCUAUCAGCUGUCCGACAGCCCCUACACUCCUACUUCUAUAGCUCAAGCAUCUGAGCAGCCCAGUACAGUCCACCGACCGCAGCCUCUGCCCCCCACCUCCGUGCACCAGAGCGGACUCGGUUCGUCAGCAGGCUCCCAGGAUGGAGGCUCUGCGUACUGCCUGUCAUCUGGGCGUCACAGCUUCUCAGGAUACUCAGACAGCUUUGUGGCCCCAACAGGACACACCAAUAGUGUCAACCCCACCAUCAGCAACAGCCUCUCACCACAGGUAAUGGGUCUGUUGAACCCAAGCGGAGUGCCACAUCAGUCUCAGAGUGACUUUGCUCUCUCCCCACUGACCGGAGGCCUGGAGCCUAAUGGAGGCAUGGCUGCCAGCUGUCAUGGCUCUCAGCGCCUCGAGGCUCUACCGGGUCUGACGAGUAUGCCCACGCUGCCUAGCACCCAGUCUUACUGCCCACCUUCCUACACCUCCCCAGCCUAUGCCAUGGACCACCACCCAUCCUACCAGUAUGGACAGUACAGCCAGAGCAAGGUGCCUUUCAUUAUAUGAAGCCCCCAACAUGGUUGGAACAGGAGGCUUCCUGGCCGGUCUGACAUUCAUCGCCAGAAAACACCCCCAGCCCUGAGGACAGAGAGAGAGAGAGAGAGAGAGUGAGAGAGAGAGAGAGAGAUGUUGGGUGGGUGAAGGGGUUGAGGUUUUUCUCCUCCAGCAACGGGAACCAGUUGAGAUGGAGUUUGUAGUGAUGGCCAUGGAGGGGGUUGACUGCAAUAAUUAGGACCAAAGGCACAGCCUCUCCUGUUACCUGGCAGUCGCUUUGCUUGUAUGUCACGUCAUGCUCCAAGGACCAAGCAUGGUUUGUAGUCCGUGGAUAAAGAGGAAAAGAAGAGGGGUGGGGAAAGGGGAGUAAAUACAUUCAAGACUGUGUAUUUGUUUUUUGUAAUAAGCGGCAGAGAUGCAAGUUGAGGUGGACUUGCUAAGUGCGCCCCGUGCUUCUCUUCAUCACAAUGUCUUAGAAAAAUAAUAUUUACUGUACAUUGAUGUCAUUCUUGUGUAAGACAUUGGAGAUGAAAAUGUGACUACACCGGAAGAACCAGAAGAAAGGCGCAUGAAUCAAGGCGGAGUGGAGUCAUCGUGAAACCACUGCAACCCAAAGAAAGUGCAAUACAUUCAUACCUCAUGUGAUGUAAAUUAACACAGAUCGAAUGCCCCUGAUUGUACCUUCAAAGAUAUUAUGUUGUCUCUUUCUAAUGUCAAUAAUUUUGGGUUGUGUGCAUUGAUCAAUCAGGGGAAAUCAUCAAGCGAUGAAAAAUAGCAAGCGUAGUCGUGAUUUCAUGAAGCCAAAAAAUUCUCUGCCAGUGAAUACGUUAUUCAGUUUGACAGUUAAUUUUUUUUACUUUUUUUUUGUUUUUUUUUUGCAUGUGUUAAAUUAGUUUUAACCAGGAACUUGCAAACUUUAGUUCCGUUUUCUAUUUAUUUAGUGUCGUUCAAAUGUUAUGUCUUUU
This is a messenger RNA of Scatophagus argus, 2696 nucleotides long. It is a transcript of the gene pax3a, whose product is annotated as paired box 3a. Lineage: Eukaryota; Metazoa; Chordata; Actinopteri; Scatophagidae. Gene Ontology annotation, biological process: regulation of transcription by RNA polymerase II; anatomical structure development. The transcript has 9 exons. The coding region runs from base 280 to 1743 and encodes 487 amino acids. The record is from RefSeq and is a predicted model, not a curated record. Gene Ontology annotation, molecular function: DNA-binding transcription factor activity, RNA polymerase II-specific; RNA polymerase II cis-regulatory region sequence-specific DNA binding.